AACCCCAAUUUUCAGUUUUUGUUAUUCCACCUCAAUUUUUGUUCAACCUCAUCAUUCUAAGCUUCGUCGGAGGCCUCUCCUGGGCCACCGACGAUGAUGCGCUGGAGAGAGCCUUUUCUUUGUUGAUCAUCAAUGAUCGUGAGAUUGGGAGGUCCAGGGACUUCAGCUUCGUCACCUUCAGGGCCGGCCCUUGGUCAGAGCAACUAGGGCCAUCGCCCGGGGCCCACAAUUGAUUGGGGCACACAAAAAUUUUUUAGUCCAUAUAUAUAUAUGCAUAUGCAAAAAAAUAAAAUAAAAACUAAAAGUUGAAGGGCAUAUGUGAUAUUAGUUAAGAGUUUUACUUGGUAUUGUAAAACAAUAAUACAAAAGGAUGCCAACAGAUCUAGAAGAAAACAAAGUCAACGUCCUUAUUGUUUUCCCAAGAAGCAAAGCCUCUCUGUCUGCAGUUUGGCUUGAAAUCGAUUUUUAUUUCUAAUUCUCUCUGGAACUAAGUGUGGAAGGAAGGAACAAAGCUAUACUUUGAGUUGGAAGCUGAUUAUUCUCUCCGAAAUUGAGAGCACCAACACCAGAGCACAGCAUACAGGACCCAAAAUACAGGUUUUAUUGUUCUUUCUUUGUCUUCAUUUAAUUAGUUUUACUUUUAUUGUUCUUGAUUGCUUGUGUGUUUAUGAUAAAUUUUUUAAAAUGUUUUCUAAAAAGCAACUUUCUGGAAAUCUCAAAAGACAAAAAAAGAAAAAGGAAGAAGAAAUCGCUCAAAACCUAAGAGGAUCUUUAAAUAAAUAUUUCCUUAAAAAUAGUGAGGCACCAAAUUUAGCUGAAGAACAUAAUGAAAAUGACAUAAAUGAAAAGGAGAACGAAAAUGAAAAUGAAAUUGAAACUAAUUUGAACCGUGAAGUACCAAAUUUAGCUGAAGAACAUAAUGAAAAUGAGAACACAAAUGAAAAUGAAAAUGAAACUAAUUUGAACAUUUAUGAUCCAAGAGUCUGGGAUAAUCUUGAUCUAAAAAUGAGGGAUUUACUUUUAGAAAAUGGUCCUAUAAGAGAAAAUAAUCACAAAUUCCCUAUUGAUGAACAAUGCAGACAUUUUUCUUCACAUUUUUAUCUUCGAACAUUACCAAAUGGGGAGACUCAUGAUAGAAAAUGGUUAGUGUACUCAAAGGAGUUGGAUAAAGUGUUUUGUUUCUGUUGUAAGCUGUUUAAAACAAUGCAUGCUAGAAGUCAGUUAGCAAGUGAAGGAUCUAGAGACUGGAAACAUCUUGGUGAUAAGCUUAAACAACAUGAAAAAAGUAUUGAACACAUUACUAACUUGAGGUCUUGUGUUGAGUUGCAAAUAAGAUUGAAAACAAGUCAAACAAUUGAUAAAGAACUACAAGAGCUAAUCAAGAAAGAUACAUUACACUGGAAAAAUGUUAUGGUCAGAAUCGAUCAUUGCUGUUGUGAAAUGUCUUGCUACACAUAAUUUGGCAUUCCGUGGAACAAAUGAAAAAGUUUUUGAAGAUGGCAAUGGUAACUUUUUAGGCCUACUUGAAAUGAUCUCAGAGUUUGAUCCAGUAAUGCAACAUCAUUUUCGUCUCAUUCAAGAUAAGAAAAUUCAUUAUCAUUAUCUUAGCCAUAAAAUUCAAAAUGAGCUGAUAGAUAUUUUAGCAUCAAAUGUUAAACAAAUAAUUAUUAAAAAAGUCAAAGAGGCAAAGUAUUUUUCAGUGAUUCUUGAUUGUACUCCUGAUGCAAGUCACAAAGAACAAAUGACUUUAAUAUUAAGGUGUGUAGAUGUUUCAUGUACUCCGAUAAAUAUAGAAGAGUACUUUUUAGAGUUUCUAAUUGUGCAAGAUACAACUGGAUUAGGAAUUUUUAAUGAAUUGCAAGAUGUAAUAAAAAAGCUUGAACUAAAUAUUGAUGAUGUAAGGGGGCAGGGCUAUGAUAAUGGAUCAAAUAUGAAAGGGAAAAAUAUGGGUGUACAAAAAAGAUUACUUGAUAUAAAUCCUAGAGCGUUUUACAUGCCAUGCGGUUCUCAUUGUCUUAAUUUAAUACUUUGUGAUAUGGCCAAGUCAUGUGUCAAAGCAAAAUCUUUUUUUGGAGCAUGUCAAUGCAUAUAUACGGUAUUCUCUAAUUCAACAAAAAGGUGGAAUGUGUUACUUGAUUAUAUUGAUGGUUUAACUUUGAAAUCAUUGUCAACUACACGCUGGGAAAGUCACAUAGAAAGUGUUAAAGCAAUAAAAUCUCAAGCUUCUAAAAUCAGAGAAGCUUUAUUUAAAUUAGCUGAAAUUAGUGAAGAUGCUAAAUUGAGUAGGGAUGCUGAAAGUUUAGCAUCAGGAGAGCUUUCAAGUUUCGAGUUUAUAUUAAGCUUGGUUAUUUGGUAUGACAUUUUGCACAAGAUUAACUUAAUUAGUAAAAAAUUACAAUCUGAAGACAUGCGUCUUGAUGUUGCUGUAAGACAAUUAGAAGGACUUGUUUUAUUUUUUGAAAACUAUAGGAUAAAUGGGUUUACUUCUGCCAUGAUUGAUGCUAAAGUAAUUGCAUUAGAUAUGGAAAUUGAGCCUGUAUUUCUUAAAAAACGUCAAACCUGUAGAAAGAGACAUUUUGAUGAGAUUUCCAAUAAUGAGAGGGAACAACAAUCAUCUAAAGAAUCCUUUAGAACUGAUUACUUUCUUGUCAUAGUGGAUAUUGCUCUUGGUGAAUUGAAAAGUAGGUUUGAACAAUUGCAUAUCUUUGAAUCUAUUUUUGGGUUCUUAUUUGAUGCUGCAAAAUUGACUUCUUUGGAUGAAAAUGAAUUGAGAAGCUCUUGUUUGAAUCUUGAAAAUGCUUUAAAAAAUGACAAUGAUACUGAUAUUGAUGCAAGAGAUUUAGAGUCAGAAUUACAGGUGUUGCAAGUGAUGUUACCAAGUGAAGCAAUUGAAACAGAUAAACUAUGGACAUCCAUUAAAAUUCUAGAAUUUGUAAAGAGUGUGGAUAUGUUUCCAAAUGUAAUGGUUGCUUAUAGGAUAUUACUGACUAUACCUGUGACUGUGGCAUCUGCUGAAAGAAGUUUUUCUAAAUUAAAAUUAUUAAAAUCUUAUUUGCGGACUACCAUGGCUCAAGAUAGGCUAAAUGGACUAGCUAUAUUAUGCAUUGAAAGAGAUAUGUUGGAAAACAUUAAAUAUGAUAGUAUAAUUGAUGAUUUUGCUUCUAAAACUGCAACAAGAAGACAUUUUAAAUGAUCUUUUGUGAUUAGGAUUUCAUUGCUAUUUUUAUUUUGUAGGUGCAUAUGAAGGUGAAGCAUAGGGACAUGCAAGUUAAUUUGUUGUUGAUUGUAAUGUUUCAAUCGGGUACUCUUUUUCCUUCGUUUGAGGUUUUAUUCCCAUUGCGAUUUCCUCAAACAAGGUUUUAAUGAGGCCCAAAGUUUUCUAUAUUAUUGGUUGUAAACUCUUAUAAUUUUAAUAAAAUUUAUUAUUUGAUAAAAAAUUGUAAUUAUAUUUA
Messenger RNA from Prunus persica (peach), 3452 nucleotides. RefSeq names its product zinc finger MYM-type protein 1. The coding region runs from base 1406 to 3193 and encodes 595 amino acids. The record is from RefSeq and is a predicted model, not a curated record. Gene Ontology annotation, molecular function: protein dimerization activity. NCBI's taxonomy places the organism in Eukaryota, Viridiplantae, Streptophyta, Magnoliopsida, Rosales, Rosaceae. The transcript is spliced from 2 exons.